AUGCACGGAAAGUUCGUCAAGAUGCCUGUCGCCGACUUCCUGGAGAACUUCGUCCCAAAAGCUCCUUCAAAUACCCCGAAAACAAGAUUCACUCGAAUACCAAGGGCAGACUCUAUUGAGAAGAAGAUGCAGGUGGCUUUCGCAAAGAACGUGAACGGCAAGCAUAUGUGCCCUGGAUAUUGCAUUGUCGAAAUGGAGCACAGAUACGACGAGUAUGACUCUACAAGUCAGACGGCCGACGUAGCCCUCUAUAGCGCAAGUGAAUGUCCGACGGACAAUCGGCCAAACUGGAAUGUACAGCGACUGCAUUUCGAGUUCAAAAGACAAUACAACCAGGACGAUCCUUUCGAUGAUAGUUCGGACGACUUUGAAGACGUGCCGAGCGACCGCCUCGAUAAACGAGGCGAAUGUAUUCAGAAUGCAGCCACGCUGUUCGAACGCCAGCAACGCUGCUUCUGUUUCACUGUUAUGAUACUUGGUCGUUGGGCACGCCUGUGCCGAUGGGACAGAUCAGGCGCAGUCAUUUCUGAGAAGUUCGACUACAUCAAGGAACGUUACCUGGUCGAAUUUUUGUGGCGGUUCGCUCAUCUCUCUCCAGUGCAACAAGGCGACGAUCCGACGGCGAUACCGAUUCCGAAGAACUCUGGUGAUGCCAAUCUCAUGCGGGAGAAGGCGAAACCGAGAGACGAGAAUUGUGGCCACAUCCGGGAAUACUUCAGGAACUCGCUCGACGAGUCCUGGACGUGGUGGAGGCUGAAGAUUGACGUUCACGUUGGUGGCGCGGAUUCUACUGCGCACGAAGUAAAGGGUGAGUACCUGGUUGGAAGACCGCGUUUCUAUACGAUUAACAUGGCGGGUCGCGGAACUCGCGGUUACGUCGCUGUCGACUGCGAGACCGGGAACUUCGUAUGGCUGAAGGACGCGUGGCGAAUGGAUCAUGCAGGUAUCGAGAAGGAAGGCGACAUUCUUCAGAGACUGAACGAACUGGAGAUUGGGAACAUUCCUACAAUGCUUCAGCAUGGCGACAUCCUUCAACAGCAUACACUUACACAGGAUCAUUGGCAUGUUCCUACAUCAAAUCCAAUGAAAACAAAUGUGCUCAAACUGCACACUCAUUAUCGUCUUGUGGAGAAGGAAGUCUGUCGACCUAUGCGAGAUUUUAAGCAUGGCCAAGAGCUUACCAGGCUUGUCUGGGAUUCCCACAGAGACGUGAUGAAACUCGCGGGCAUCAUCCAUCGCGAUAUCAGUAGCGGAAAUCUAUUGAUCAACGAAUACGAAAUCGAGGCCUCUAACGGCGGAAAGAGGAUUGCUAGAGAUGGUAUCCUGGCUGACUGGGAGUUGUCUAAAGCACUUCCCGACGGCUCAGAAGAGAGUGAUGGUCCACGACAACCUUAUCGUGCGGGAACGUGGCAGUUUUUGUCAGUGCGUACACUGAACAAUCCAUUUCGCACGAUCACGGUUGAAGACGAGCUCGAAUCGUUCUUCCACGUGCUCCUCUACUUUGGCGUUCGUUACUUGCGGCACAACAUUCUCGACGUCGAUGUAUUCAUAUCCAAGUAUUUCGAUGAUGGUUACCCUAUUGGCGAUGAUUGGGUCUGUGGAGACAGAAAGUGGGCGGCGAUAAACAGUGGGAUCAUCAAGGAUUGUGAACGAAAGCUCAAGUUCGAAUUCAGCGAGAACAAGCACGACAGUAGAAGGCAUCCACUCACUGGCAUCAUCGUGGAGCUCCUCAAGUCAUUCAAGUCUUACUACGCUGUGGGGGAUUCCGAUACACAUUCAGCUGACGUCCCUCUAUCUGAUGAUGAAGCCGGACAGGAAAGUGACGAUUCAGCAUUCACAGGAACGCGAGCGCUCGAAGUUAACGUGGAUCUCUCCUCCAUGCGGACAAACCGCCAGAAGGAGAUGCAAUUGAAAGCCGAAUUUGACAGAGAACAAGCAAAGCUUUUGAGAUCCCACGAACCGACACUGGCCAUCUUGGUGCUGGUUCUGAAGAACGAGAUCUGGCCAGUUGAUGACAAGAUUGGUGACCAGUUGCACCCAGAUUUCCAGACGAUGAAAGCGCAAAAGGAGAAAGGUCACUUGAAACGCCCUGUGGAUGCAGAGCAAUCGGCCGCCGGUCCGAGCGGGAGUAAACGGUCGAGGAUCCAAUAG
Molecule: messenger RNA, 2151 nt
Organism: Sparassis crispa
Lineage: Eukaryota; Fungi; Basidiomycota; Agaricomycetes; Polyporales; Sparassidaceae
Exons: 4
Coding region: 1-2151 (716 amino acids)
Biological process (GO): protein phosphorylation
Molecular function (GO): protein kinase activity
Source: RefSeq, a predicted model, not a curated record